Messenger RNA from Ostreococcus tauri, 690 nucleotides. Its product is annotated as PBP domain. Lineage: Eukaryota; Viridiplantae; Chlorophyta; Mamiellophyceae; Mamiellales; Bathycoccaceae. The transcript has a single exon. The record is from RefSeq and is a predicted model, not a curated record. The annotation marks the transcript as partial.
AUGACGCUCGCGUUGAACGGUGCGAACGCCACGCCGGUCGAGCUCGUGGGCGUGGGGGCGACGUUUCCGUACAGCGUGUACGAGGAGGCAAUGAGCGCCUACGAGCAAGCGAUGGAGAACGUGACGAUGACGUACAGGGCGUUCGGGAGCGGGAGUGGACUGUGCAGGAUAAAAAAUAGGACGGUAGAGUGCCCAUCGGAUUUGAAAGGGACGGACGAGGUGGAUUUUGCGUGCAGCGACGCGCUGCUGGACCCGGUUUCGUACUCAAGCUACGCCGACUUGCAAAUGUUUCCAGCACUCGCGGGCGCGGUUGCGAUCUUAUAUAACCUUCCGGGAACGACGGUCGCCAUGAAUCUGAACGCCACGACAAUCGUCGGAGUGUUCAAUGGAACCAUCACGCGCUGGAACGACGCUGCGCUGCAGGCGCUGAAUCCCGCACUGUCGCUUCCGGACGAAGCCAUCAAAGUCGUCGUCCGCGCGGACAGCUCUGGUACAACGGAAGUUUUCGCGACGGCGUUGAAAACUAUGGAUACCGAUCUUGGGAUACGAUUGGGUUCCGACUUGACUUUACCGAUUUGGCCAAUGGGGAGCUAUGAGAAGCGCACGUCUAGCAUCGGCGUGGCUUCGUACGUGCGGGCGACGAAUUACUCGUUGGGUUACGCAGUUCUCGCAGAUGCGAACACAGUGAAC